Danio rerio (zebrafish) is the source of this 7565-nucleotide messenger RNA. The record is from RefSeq and is a predicted model, not a curated record. NCBI's taxonomy places the organism in Eukaryota, Metazoa, Chordata, Actinopteri, Cypriniformes, Danionidae.
CAGCAUCAUCAUCUGCGUUUGAUGGUUGUUGCUGGAAGAGAUGCAUUUGUGGCCGGAAUUAAAGAGAAUUAUUUGUUGAAUUACCCGUUGUAUUUUAUUAACGUCUACCCCAACCCUAUCUCCAACACUCACAGUAAUGUAAAAACAGUAAUUAUAGCAAGCAUUAUUCAUAUUAUUUAUUAAAUGACCCAUUAUAUUGUAUUGUAUUAACGUCUAUCCCUACUCCAAUACUAAACCCACCCCUCACACUAAUGUGAAAAUAAUAAUUAUUGUUGUAGCCUCACAGAAGCUAUAUUGAUUUUAGUAUCCACAGCUGUGUCCUAUGGAGCUUAAAAUAUGACAAAGCAAUCUGAAUUUGACUUGUGUUCAUUUGAAUGAUUGACAGUUGUCCUAUUUUAAGCUCCAUAGUCUCCCAUCUAAACGUUACCCUGUUUGAUAUUUAUACAUAGUCCCCUGCUUUGUAGCUGUGUGUAUCUCAAGGUCACUCUUGCGUCACGUCGAUGACGUCGGCAUGCGCUUUUCCACCUUUGCUUAAACAGCAGUUAAAAAAAGCUGAGAGCGCCGUAACGGACACUCGCCAGCAGGUGGCGACCAAAACGCUCCGGUUGGUUCUCCGGUCCUCCUCCUCCGCCGCGUCGUGCGGUUUCUCCUCCCUCACUCUCCUCCAAACACACACGAACGCGAGUAACACCGGCAGCUUGAACUAAUAUCACGCUGUCACUGCAGGACGAACAUCAUAUGAAGCCAUAAUAACACGGAAUACCGGGACAAAACCGCAGAAUCCGAUAUCUGCCAGAGGAACGUGAAUGCACUGAGAUCACAAAACCAAAAAGUCUUGGAGAAGCCUGCAAAGACCAUCGCCUUAAACACACACACAUACACAAACACAAACACACACACACACUGAAGAAGUACAGGGACCCAGAUAAAUGGCUGACAAACAGAUCAGUUUGCCUGCCAAGCUAAUAAACGGCGGUGUUGCCGGACUGAUCGGCGUUACGUGUGUGUUCCCCAUUGAUCUGGCCAAGACUCGCCUUCAGAACCAGCAGAAUGGAUCCCGCCUCUACACCAGCAUGUCAGACUGCCUUAUUAAGACCAUACGGUCAGAGGGAUACUUUGGCAUGUAUAGAGGUGCUGCGGUGAACCUGACUCUUGUCACCCCAGAAAAAGCCAUCAAGCUGGCGGCAAAUGAUUUCUUCAGGCAUCAUUUCUCUAAAGACGGGCAGAAACUCACUCUCCUGAAAGAGAUGCUGGCUGGCUGCGGUGCAGGAACCUGUCAGGUCAUCGUUACGACACCGAUGGAGAUGCUGAAGAUUCAGCUGCAAGACGCCGGAAGAAUCGCGGCUCAGAGGAAGCUCAUGCCUCAGGCUGUGACCCCAGGGGGCCCCGUGGAGAUGAAGUCCCCCACUGCUAUGCAACUCACCAGACAACUGCUGAAGGAGAAGGGCAUCGCGGGGCUCUACAAGGGCCUGGGGGCCACACUGCUCAGGGACGUCCCGUUCUCUAUCAUUUAUUUCCCCCUGUUUGCUAAUCUGAAUAAUCUGGGGAAGAAAGGAGGAGAUGGUCCUGCGCCUUUCUACGUCUCCUUCAUCUCAGGCUGCAUUGCAGGAAGCACAGCUGCAGUCGCUGUUAACCCUGUAGAUGUGAUAAAGACCAGACUCCAGUCGCUAACACGAGGCAGUGAAGAGGACUCUUACAGUGGGGUGACGGACUGUAUCAGGAAGAUUUUACGCAACGAAGGUCCCGCUGCAUUCCUGAAGGGGGCGUACUGUCGAGCGCUGGUCAUCGCGCCGCUCUUCGGCAUCGCUCAGGUGGUCUAUUUCCUCGGCGUGGGUGAAUUCAUCUUGAGUCAUCUACCCAAACGAAACAACUAACCAAUCACACCCACUGCCUCCCAUCAUGCAUUGCACCAGUCGGUUUCCCGCCCCUCCCCCGUCUCACAGAAGGAUCAAAGCGUGGACCAGUCUGACUGAUUUUAAUCGUUGUUGUCGUGCCGUUUUUGUUCAAAGCGCCGUGUAUUUUUAUCUGAAUGUGGUGGUUUUAAUACUGAGCGUAAAGUGAGAUUGUGUUUGCCAAGCUGCCUGUUUUAUUUGUGUCUCGUCCCGUCUCACGCUGAGGCGAAGUGAUAUCCUUUUAUGAGUGUUAAAUCUCGAGCCAUUAUCCGAUCAUUGGGCAUCUCACGACAUUUAAAGCGUAAAAUCAGCGAUCAAUCGUAACUCGUGCUCUUGUUAAUUAUGGACUAAAAUAUCAAGCUCUUUUUAAUUGCUAAUUUCCUGGAAGAACAGGGCAUGUAAUGUUGAUUAGCUUGCCCUCUGUAGGGCGCUGUUUUUGUCUGUAUUACGGCCAACUCCGAAUGCCUUUCCUCUGGGCGUCGAAUGACUUUGAGGAAAAGUGUGGAAAAGACACACAUCCUUGAGUGUAUUAAAGUCCAAAGUUUCUGACCUGAGAACAGCAUAUCGUUACGCCUUAUCGAGGCUCGUGUUUCAAAAUGACACGUCGGCUUCAGAGGUUAAUUUGAUUAAUAAAGCUGAGGGGAGACGUAUCAGUGAACUAAGAUGUGAAUUAGACUUGAAAGCAUCUCUUAAAUUGACUGAAUCCAAAUGCAAAUGCCUGCAAGUAGUGGCCAUUAAAACUUCCGGAAAGUUCCCACACUUUGGGAGAUAAUCAUUACGGAUUAAGAGAUUGGUUCCGCAUGGCCACAGUACAUUUUUGGGCUCAAAUCUGAAUGAAAAAUAACAUUAAAUAUGAGAUAAAACCUCAUUUAAAUCACUUUAAUAGGGGGGUUUGAAGUUUAAUUAAAAAUUAGAUAUGCAAAGUAGAUUUUUUGUUCCUUAUUUAGGCUGGGACACGUAUGUAAUGUCAUAGAGACUAUGCUGUAGUUUCCAAAGCUAAUCUAAUGUGUAGGCGUUGUUAUCUUUAAAUAAAUCUAAUCUAAAACGUUGUCUAUUUAAAAGGUUUAUUUAUAUAAUUAUAUAUCAAAUUAAUAGAAAGUACAUUAAUAUUUAUAACUAUCAUGACUGUAAAAUGAAUAUGCAAAUUCAAACACAAUUUUUUUUCAAAAUAUUCAAAACAAAAACAACAAAUAUGAAAUAAAAGAGUUAAAUACACUAAAACAAUAACUCUGUAACUUAUGUAAUCUAAUUAAUAUUCAUGAGCAUAUCAGAUGUGUUCAUAUUGUGUCCCACUCACUGAAAACCCAACUCAACUAGUUCAAUUUUCCAAUUAAUAUGCUAGCGUGAAAAAGUUUUCACCCCCUUUACAUCUGUUUAAAUAAAAGCUCAUUUAAAAUAUUAAGAAAAUAAAGCAAAACAAUAACUGUAUCUUAGAUGCUUUCCCAACUAUUAUGUCACCUUAUUAAUAUUCAUGAGCAUAUCAGAUGUGUUCAUAUUGUGUCCCACCCACUGAAAACCCAACUCAACUAGUUAAAUAUUCCAAUUAAUAUGCGUGAAAAGGUUUUCACCCCCCACAUCUGUUUAAAUAAAAACUCAUUUUAAAUAUUAAGAAAAUAAAGCAAAACAGUAACUCUGUAUCUUAGAUGCUUACCCAAAUAUCAUGUCACAUAAUUAAUAUUCAUGAGCAUAUCAGAUGUGUUCAUAUUGUGUCCCACCCACUGAAAACCCAAAUCAACUAGUUAAAUAUUCCAAUUAAUAUGCUAGCGUGAAAACGUUUUCACCCCCUCUCAUCUGUUUAAAUAAAAGCUCAUUUAAAAUUUUAAGAAAAUAAAGCAAAACAAUAACUGUAUCUUAAGAUGCUUUCCCAAAGACCAUGUCACCUAAUUAAUAUUCAUCAGCAAAUCAAAUGCGUUUAUAUUGUGUCUCACCCACUGAAAACUCGACUCAACUAGUUAAAUAUUCCAAUUAAUAUGCUAGCGUGAAAAAGUUUUCCCCCCUUAAGCAGUUUUGUCAGAUAAAACUUAAAACGCCAAAGUAACAAGCAUAUCGAUUGUAAUGCCUGUCCUGUACAUCUACGAUGGGCGGAGCUACAGAUCAUGAAUAUUAAUGCAUUAGCUGUAUCAUUGUUUUCCUGACAGCUUUUUAAUAGUCAUUCCAAUUUUAUCAAGAAGCUAAUAAGCACACGUUCCAGAUUUUUGGGCCGAAGUCCGAAUAUUUAUUGAUAAUCCUGAUUAUAUCGACGUAAACACACUUAUAGUAUAUCUCACUAUAUAUUUGUAUGGAUAGUUUUAUCAGUGUCUGAUUGUUUGUGUGAUCUUUGUUGAUUACUGUGUACUGUAUAUAUGCAGAUGAUAUUACGAAGCGAUUACGUUUUUUUUUUUAACGUUUUGUUAUACGAUGGCUUAUUUGCACACCUCCCCGUUCCUUCUGUUUAUGUUGUUGGCAUCUGGAAGAGUUAAUAUGCCAGUUUACACACCGUUUGAGCCGGACCUGUGAUGUAUUAGUGUUGGAAUUGUGAGCUUUUUUUGUGCACUACCAAACUUAACGAACAAAAACUCCCGAACGCUCUCAGGUCGUGGUUCUCAUUUACUUUUUGUUUUUUGCUUCUCGCAGAGACGUUCGGAUCGAUUUGCAGCCUGUUGUGUAGAGUCAAAAGACAAUGUUCUCGCUCACAAUAUGUGUUGUCGGCUGGAGCGAGAUAAGCUGGUCUGUGUGUGCAAUCAAGAGUGUUUUUGGCCCGUGCUGACAAACAUUCGAAUCUGUUUCAUACUGCCAAACGAUUCCUGACCAAAAUUUCAGCCUCUAAUACCUCUGUCCCCUUUCCCAGUUUUAGCCUCAGUACACUGACUUUUAUAAACUCGUCUGGUUAAUAUUUACCUGCAACUGAAUGUACACAACUAAUCGAGCGUUUGAGGUUGGCAUGUUUAUUUAAUUUGUUUGUUUUAAUUUGUAUUUUCCCCCCAUCAAGAGUUGAUCAAAAAUGACCAAAAAAUAAUUUUAUGGUUUAAAUUUGAUUAUAAUUUAAAUUAUAGUAAAAGAAUAUAAUGGAAAACAUCAUUUUGGUUGUAAUAAUACCCUUUGGCAAUGUCGAAAAGCCCCAUAAAAUAUACUUUAUUAGUCAAAAUUAAUCUAAAAGUGACCAAAAGGACUUUUAAAAAGAAUAGAAUGAUUUCACAGUGAUGCGCAGAUUAAAGAUGACAAGUUUCAUAUUUAAAAUGUGUAAAUAAAAAUGUAGUCUAGAUUAUGGAUUACUAAUUGGAUUACUUUUAGAUUACUUUUUAAUUUCUAGUUUUGGUUUUAUGAUUUGAAUUUGAUUACAGUUUAAGUUAUAAAGCCAAAAGUAGAAAAAGAAAAUGGAAAACACAGCAGAUUCAAGAUGACAAAUUUCAUGAUAAAAUUUGUAGUUAGUAUUGCAAUCUCGAUUAUUGAUUACUAACUGGAUUACUUUUAAUUACUUUUGAGAUUUGAAUUUGGUUAUAGUAAUACUGUAUAUAGAAAAAGAAAAUGGAAAGAUAAUUUAGAUUUUAACAAUACCUUUGGAAAUAUCGCCUAGCCUUAUAAUGUACUUUAUCAGUCGAAAGUAAUCUAAAAGUGACCAAAAAAGGUUAUUUUACAGAUUUUGGAUUACUAAUUGGAUUUAGAUUACUUUCUUAUUUCUAGUUUGGGUUUUAUGGUUUGAAUUUGAUUAUAGUUUAAACUAUAAAAUCAAAAGUAGAAAAAGAAAACAUGAUUUUUAAUGUAAUAAUACCUUCUGCAAUAUCGACUAUCCUUAUAAUAUACUUUAUAAGUCAAAAGUAAUCUAAAAGUUACCAAAAAUGACUUUUAAAAAGAAUAGGAAGACUUCACAGAGAUGCGCAGAUUAAAGAUGACAAAUUUCAUGAUCAAAUUUGUAGUUAGCAUUGCAAUUUAGAUUAUUAAUUAAUAACUAGAUUACUUUUUGAUUACUUUUGAUUUAAAUCAUUUCUAGUUUGGGUUUAGAAAAAGAAAAUGGAAACAUCAGUCAAAAGUAAUCUGAAAGUAAUCUAAAAGUGAACAAAAAAGGUCUUUAAAGAUUAUUUCACAGAUUAUGGAUUACUAAUUGGAUUACUUUUAGAUUACUUUCUCAUUGCUAGUUUGUGUUUUAUGAUUUGAAUUUGAUUAUAAUUUAAAUUAUAAAGCCAAAAGUACAAAAAAAUAUGGCAAACAUAAUUUUGGUCAUAAUAAUACCUUCGGCUAUAUUGUCAAGGCAUAUAAAAUGUACUUAAUCAGUCAAAAGUAAUCUAAAAGUUACCAAAAUUACUUUUAAAAAGAAUAGAAUGAUUUCACAGUGAUAGGCAGAAUAAGAUUACAAAUUUUAUGAUAAAAUGUGUAUAUAAAAAUGCAGUCUAGAUUAUGGAUUACUAAUUGGAUUACUUUCAGAUUACUUUUUAAUUUCUAGUUUUGGUUUUAUGAUUUGAAUUUGAAUACAGUUUAAAUUAUAAAACCAAAAGUAGAAAAAGAAAAUGGAAAACAUAAUUUUGGUUUUAAUAAUCCCUUCCACAAUAUCGAAUAGCCCUACAAAACAUUAUUUUUACUUUAUUAGUCAAGAGUAAUCUAAAAGUGACCCAAAAAAGGACUUUUAAAAAGAAUAGAAAAAUUUCACAAUGAUGGGUCGAUUAAACUUUACAAAUUAGAUGAUAAAAUAUGUAGUUACUAUUGCAAUUUAGAUUAUGGGUUACUAAUUGGAUUACUUUUAGAUUACUUUUUCAUUUCUAGUUUUGGUUUUAUGAUUUGACUUUGAAUACAGUUUUAAUUAUAAAACCAAAAGUAGAAAAAACAAACAAAAAGCAUCAUUUAGAUUGUAAGAAUAUCUUUGGCAAUAUCGCCUAUGAAAUAUACUUUAUUAGUCAAAAGUAAUCUAAAGGUGAUCUAAAAGUAUUGAAAUUAACGAAUAAAGAAUUAAUUAAUAAAAAAUGAAUAAAAAGCCUAAUUUAACUAUGCAUCACAAGAAUAAACCACAUUUUUAGACAUGAUUAUUUACAAAAACAGCAGUAUUUAACUUUUUUCAAAACAAAAACAUUACCAAAAAUUUAACUAGCCUCAAACAUUUGAUGUCCGUGUACAGUCACAAGUCACUAAUUAAUAUGACAACAACGCUAAAUAACCAUUAUCUUGAUGUUCAGAGGGUUUUAUGGUGCUGUCCAACAUCUCAAGAGAGCUUUACGCCAUAAAAACUGUUCAGAUGCUCUUAUUUAUUGUUUUUAAAGGUCAAAGGUAGGACUUUACAAGGUCAACACGUGUAUAACCCUUAUGACCGGUUACCUCACACACUAUUUUUAACUGUCGAAAUGAAUGCACAUGGUAUUAAAAUGGAAGUGCGUUUCAUGCCUGCUUUGAAUCGGACCUUAACGACCUUGUUUUGCCUUUUUGUGUUGGUUUUUACCUAAACAUUCCAAAUGCUAUGACAUAUCUUAAGAUCUGUGAUUAUUUUUAUGAUUGUGAUGACUAUUUUACCUUGUUUUGCUUUAAUUUGUGAUGGUUUAGUCUUGUUUAGAUGGUCUUUUUCAACCGUACCUCUGAUUUGCGUCAUGUUUUCUCAGCUGUGAACUUGUGUUUGUGUAUCGUGUGUGUGUAUGAAGGGUCAGUUGUGCACACGGCUGUAAGUGCGUUUGUUUUUCGUCGUUUAUGUAACACUAAAGUGUGUUUUUCACUCUC